AUGGCCCUCUCUAGGAAAUGCACCUUCCUACUAGCUCAUAUAGAGCAGGCUAGUUCUUUUUUAGCUAUUUCUGUUCGCAAUUUGCUUAAUACUGCUUUCUAUUUAAAGGGAAUCAAGGAAUUAGUAAUCUCUAUAGUCUCUCUUUUCUUAAAGAGUAAUAUUAUAGUAAAUACUACCUCUGAGUUUAACUCUGAUUUUUUGGUUUAA
Messenger RNA from Hyaloscypha bicolor E, 207 nucleotides. RefSeq lists its product as uncharacterized. The transcript has a single exon. The record is from RefSeq and is a predicted model, not a curated record. Bases 1 to 207 code for a protein of 68 amino acids. Lineage: Eukaryota; Fungi; Ascomycota; Leotiomycetes; Helotiales; Hyaloscyphaceae.